CACUAGUGAGUUCCGUGUUUGACUUCUACUGCACUAGUAAGGCAUGUAGUGAAAACAGCAGUGGAAGGUUGCAUCUCCAGGAUAUUAAUAUUUUGUAAUUUUUUUUACAACACUGUGAAGUUGGACGCCUGUUUUGAUAGCAUCACUGUAUUUCUUUAAACAGAUCAUGGAUGACUCUUCAGCAACUGGAGUUCUUCAUCCCUAUUGGCCACGGGACCUUUUGAUUCCCACCUAUGUUGCCAAUGACCGAUCGAUGUCAGAGAUUCUGGUGUUUCUCUUCUCUGUGUCUGGGGUGUUUCUGCUUGUGACCUGGCUGAUCACUGGCCGGAAAGGGGCCACUGGCAGGCUGGGGACGUGGAGGCGUCUGGCUGUGUGCUGGUUUGCUGUCUGUGGUUUCAUCCAUGGCGUCAUUGAGGGCUGGUUUUCACUAUAUUAUGAUAUUAUUCCAGGAGACCAGAGCUUCCUGUCACAGCUGUGGAAAGAGUACUCCAAAGGAGACAGUCGAUAUGUGAUAGCUGAUAACUUUACUGUCUGUAUGGAGACCGUGACUGCUUGGUUAUGGGGACCAUUCAGCUUUUGGGCUGUGUUUGCCUUCUUGACUAACAAGCCCUACAGAUUUGUUCUGCAGCUCAUCAUUUCAUUAGGUCAGCUGUAUGGAGCGGUGCUUUACUUCUUCACAGAGCACAGAGAUGGCUACACUCACAGUGAGUUGGGACAUCCAGUCUACUUCUGGUUCUACUUUGUGUUCAUGAAUGUGCUUUGGAUCGUCAUACCGCUGGUGCUCAUUGUGGAUGCAUGGAGACAGAUGUCAGCAGCCCAGACACACACAGACAACACAAAGUCACACAAGUCUAAGAGGAACUGAGCAGCAACAGGCAGAACGGACUGUGGGACUGUGGGGCACUGACUACAAGAGAUACUAAGGGAAAGACAAUUGGGGAAAGUAUACACUUUGUAUUGAUAAUAAAACAAAAUGAGCCAAAAGAAAUGUUUACUUUUUUGGAUUGGACGUGCCUCAUUUAAGGUUUGUCAUGCUGUACCUGUUGCACUGCAUUUUAAAUUUGAAUACCAAUAACUGUCGGCAAACUAAGAAACUCAUUUUAAAGUGCAACUUCUUCCAUGUGCAUAUGAUAAUGAAGCUUUGAAUUUUGUGCUGGCUUGGUGGAGCCUCAGGUAGAGAGCAAAAUAAAUAAUUUUUAUCCUCAA
Messenger RNA from Xiphias gladius (swordfish), 1206 nucleotides. Its product is annotated as EBP cholestenol delta-isomerase. Gene Ontology annotation, molecular function: steroid Delta-isomerase activity; C-8 sterol isomerase activity; cholestenol delta-isomerase activity. Gene Ontology annotation, biological process: cholesterol biosynthetic process. The transcript has 5 exons. Gene Ontology annotation, cellular component: membrane; endoplasmic reticulum. The record is from RefSeq and is a predicted model, not a curated record. The coding region runs from base 167 to 865 and encodes 232 amino acids. NCBI's taxonomy places the organism in Eukaryota, Metazoa, Chordata, Actinopteri, Istiophoriformes, Xiphiidae.